Molecule: messenger RNA, 2764 nt
Organism: Pogoniulus pusillus (Red-fronted tinkerbird)
Lineage: Eukaryota; Metazoa; Chordata; Aves; Piciformes; Lybiidae
Gene: FITM2
Product: fat storage inducing transmembrane protein 2
Exons: 2
Coding region: 9-824 (271 amino acids)
Biological process (GO): lipid storage; lipid droplet organization; phospholipid biosynthetic process
Cellular component (GO): endoplasmic reticulum membrane
Molecular function (GO): coenzyme A diphosphatase activity
Source: RefSeq, a predicted model, not a curated record
CUCGGGCCAUGGAGCGGUUGGAGCGGUGCGGGCGGCGGCUGCGAGCUGCGCUGGCCGCCGGGCGGGUGCGCCGCCGGCUGCCCUGGCUGCUGCUCGCCGUCGUCCUCGUCGGAUCCGCCCUCAAGGAUAACGAGUUGGUGCCCGAGACGCCUAUGCAGAACAAGCACAACCCGCUCAACGUGUAUUUCGUGAAGGUGGCUUGGGCAUGGACCUUGUGGCUUCUGCUGCCCUUCAUGGCAGUCACCACCUACCAGUUUGCCAAGAGCAAGUUGCACUACGGUCCCACCAAGAGCAUUUUGCUGGUGCUGCGGCGCCUGAGCGCCCUGCUGGUGGGCACUGCCAUCUGGUACAUCUGCACUGGGCUCUUCCUCUACAUCGAGAACCUGACUGGCACAUGCUCCAUCCCGGGUGAGAGCAGCCAGCCCCACCACCCACCUGCCACCAAGCAGCAAUGCCUGCAGGCCAGCGGCGUCUGGAGCGGCUUCGACAUCUCGGGCCACUGCUUCUUGCUCUCCUACUGUGCCCUGCUGAUGGUGGAGGAGCUGGCGGUGCUGGAGGGCCUGGCCACACAGCAGAACUCCAAGCUGCAGGCUGUCAUCGAUGGCCUCCUUGUCUCCCUGUGCCUCCUCACCAUGGUCUGGGUGUUCAUGUUUCUCUGCACUGCCCUCUAUUUCCAUGACUUCAGUCAGAAGCUCCUGGGUGUGCUGAUAGGUCUGACAGCUUGGUAUGGGACAUACAGGGUUUGGUACUUGAAACCCUUUUCUCCUGGACUGCCUCUUCCACAUGUUCCACUGAGUUCUAAGAAGUACAGCUACAGCAGAUAAAACCAGUCAUGAUGGGGUUGGAGUUGGCUUUCAGCACUGGAGUAGAAUGUAGGAUGGUUACUGUGGCCCCACUGUGAGGUAUGAGGUGCUGGAGGAGCCCAAGUUGUAGUCACCACUGGCUGACAAGUGGCAGUGAACCUCUUCCUUGGGAGAGAGAAAUGACUGCUGGAAGAGAGCUUCUCUUGGUCAGGAGCUGCUGACUGCCCUGCUCAGCAAAGAACUCAGAGCUUGGAUCUGUUCCCCUUGAUAAUGACUGGAGGAGCAGAUCCAAGGCUGAUAGAGGCCUUUGCUCUGGUGUCAGAUUAAUUCCCCUUCUUUCUUUUUUGGUUUAUUUCUGACUAUCACAGGUGAUCCAAACCUGGCUUUUAAUACUCCUGUUUAUUGCCUUAUGGGGAGCUGUGACAGUGAUGGUGCUGCUGAGUAUCGUGGAAGCAUCAGCAGUGUGCAGCACUGCUGUGAGACUGCAACAGCUCAGCCUAAAUACACUAAUUUGCCACAAUGCUGCUGAGCUGCAGCAGGUACCCCUGAGGUGCAGUGUCUGAGCAAACUGACUUUAAAUCCCUGCCUGCCUUUGGAAGGGAAACUCUUGCAAACCAAGCCUUAACUUUCUCCUUAGGUGAAGUGUCUAUAGAACACUUUGGUCAUUUUAUUCUCAACAGAAACAACCAACCCCUUACAGUUUCACUAAAAGCUUUGGGGGUUGAAUUUGCUUUUAAAUCCUGAGAGUUGCAGCCUUUGCAACAGGGAGCAGCACUGUGUGGUUUGUUCUAGGAGAGCAGUGAUGUGGUACAAAGAACACAUAGCUUGAGCUGCUCUCUCCCCAGCAGCCUGAUUGGUAACGGGUGAUGCACCCUGUUUGUCCUAGCAGGGUGCUUGAAGCAAUACUUAUUCCUGCUUAGCCAGCAGUACCAAUAAGCUGCUUAAUUUGGAUUGCACAUAAAGCUGGGUGGCCACUUUGGGAGUGGCUGAAAACCCACUGCUGAGUAGAACACUACCAGUAAGUAAUGGAGAGCAGGGAGGUAGGAUGGGUUUCCUCAUCAUACCCAUCAGACAUUUAAGAUAGUUUUUAUCUCAAAAAGCCUUUUAUGAUUUCCUGGAGGCUUGUUCAUGACCCAGCUCCACAAAGCUUGUUUGGCAGUCACGGUGCAGAGUGAGGUAACCAGAAAGGGCUGUGGGCAGUGUCUGCUCCUCUGACAGCAGCCUCCACCUCCAAGGGGUUUGUUCUGCUGAGUGUGGAGGACAAUGCACCACAGCCUAAUCUCAGCACGUUUCCUUUUGUCAUCUCAACAGCUCUCUUCCAGCAAGAGAGCAGCAGCAUCUGCAAUAAAUGCAGCAGUGUUAGAUCCACACCUGUGGCCUGCCACUGAGGAGAGCUGAACCCACCUGAGUGCCUGCUGAAUUCAGCGGCCUGUGGAAGGUGUUCUGUGUCCUGGGGAAGCAGAGAUCACCUCUCUGAAUGGGGCUGUUCAGCAGGUUCUGUAUGCUCUGCUCCUCCUCUUGUUUUUGUGUUAGACUGCCUUUGGAGCUGACUCUUUAGGAAGCUUGCACUGAUUAACUCAUAUUGGGUUUAACUCAAUCUGUUUGAACAAUGCAAAUUCAUUUGCAGACUUCUUUUGAUGUACUGUAAGCCUGCUGCCCACAGAGUUAAGCUAGAACAGAAGCCACCUUCACCAUGAACAGGGAUGAAAUACCCAGAGGGCUGCCUGGUUAAUUCCAUUAUGUGUAAAUGUCUCUAUGUAAGUGGCGCCAGGCAGCACUCCUUAUUGAAACCAGCUGAUUGCUGAUGCUCAGCUCCACAGAUGUUUCGUGCAGUCACUGUGUAGAUAUCUCUCCACUCCUCACCAGUGUCAUCCAGCCCUUUGAUUGUGGGAGUCAUGUGGCAUGUGGUUAUUCUCAAAGCUGCGGUUUAAACGAUGAAAAAAAAGCUCUGGAAAACCUUA